Molecule: messenger RNA, 1338 nt
Organism: Eucalyptus grandis
Lineage: Eukaryota; Viridiplantae; Streptophyta; Magnoliopsida; Myrtales; Myrtaceae
Product: guanine nucleotide-binding protein subunit gamma 2
Exons: 4
Coding region: 497-805 (102 amino acids)
Biological process (GO): G protein-coupled receptor signaling pathway
Source: RefSeq, a predicted model, not a curated record
UAACCGUAGACGCUACGCAGGCAAGUCCAACGCGGAGGUAGCGCUGGAGCACCAGUGGAAAGCGGAAGCUACAGAAGCUUUCCCCUCGAUUCAUUCCCGUACCUCGCUCGGAGGAAGAGGGGAGACGACGGAGAGACUUGAAGAUCUUCUUCUCCUCCUCUUUUUCCCCAUAAAGUUUCGUGCUUUUUCUGUAAAUUUCUGUCGCUUCUCGGUCCAAGAACCGCGAGAUCUCUUCGCUUCUCUUCUCUUCAGCAGCGACCUCGUCCUGGGGACCCGGCGGUGUGGUGGGUGUUCCUGGGUUGCAGCCGGGUGAUGUUUUCGAAAGUGGGUUUUGCGUAAUGUAGCUUGAGUUUCGAUUUGAACGGUCAACUGGGUUAUCCGGGUCGGAGCUGAAAAGCCGCUUCUUGGAGCCAUUCGGAGAGAGGGUGCGAGAGAGGAAGAGAAAGAGGGAGGGAGGCUUUCGUCUUUGUCGUUACAAGCAAAUGCUUUUGUGAGGAUGGACUCUAACCGGAGUGCGCCGACGGGAAACGAACAUGCGAAUAGUUCGGCAUCGGAUAAGAGAGGGAAGUAUCGUAUCAUGGCGGAAAUCAAGCGUCUCGAGCAAGAAUCCAAGUGUUUGGAGGAGGAGUUGGAAGAACUCGAAAAAUUAGAAGGUGCUUCAUCCAUUUGCAAGGAAUUGCUGAACUACGUAGAGGCGAAGCCUGAUGCGUUGCUUCCAGUGACAAAUGGCCCAGCAAACCCAUCCUGGAAUAGAUGGUUUGAGGGGUUCCAAGAUUCGGAAGGCUGCAGAUGCCAGAUAAUGUGAUGGAUCUGAUCCCACCACGUAUCGAAUUUCCCAUUUCCUAGAGGAAGUAUUAACAUUGUGACAAAAUAGGGCUGAUGAUAGCAUACUCAAUGAUGCAAGUGCUGAUGCUGUAAUAAAGAUGUUACUGUUUGAUUGUAGCCAACGCGCAAGCAGGCUCUUUUGUGCCACCGAGACAUAAUGAGAUUGUCACCUCAACCCAGAAGCGUCCCAGCCAAGGGGACGGCGCUGAGGAGUGGGGAAGACGAAUUCCUGGACGGUCUGGGCCAUCUUAGCGACUUUUAGAUGUGUUUGUAGACAAAUCUGUAUUGUAUAUCAGGUCACUUUUAUGUACAAGUGUAAAUUUCAGCGGAUGCAGUUCUAAAGUUGAUGUGCCCUCCUAUUCUUUUCUUCUUCACUGGAAUCUAAAAUGCCUUUGCCAAGGCUAUUUUUCUCAAUGCUUAAGUUCACUGACUGUAUUGCUUGGAUUCUGGUUCUGAACUGAUUUUACGUUCUUCUUGGCUUUAUGUAGCAAAGUGAUCUAUUAUGUGUUACAA